Messenger RNA from Diuraphis noxia (Russian wheat aphid), 879 nucleotides. RefSeq lists its product as uncharacterized. NCBI's taxonomy places the organism in Eukaryota, Metazoa, Arthropoda, Insecta, Hemiptera, Aphididae. Gene Ontology annotation, molecular function: nucleic acid binding. The record is from RefSeq and is a predicted model, not a curated record.
AUGGUUUCGCGUGGCUGUUGUCCAGCGAAAAUCGGUGAGUUAACCUUAUGGUGGAAAGGACCUCUAUGGCUGCAUAAAGAGGAUGCUGAUUGGCCAAAGAAAAAAAAUAUUUAUUGUCAAGCGGACGAAGCUUUAUUGGAAGCUAGAACAGUAUCGCACGUAUUGUCUACUGUUAAGUACGAUUUGUCGAUUGUGGAAAAAUACUCAUCAUUAUUAAAACUACUACGUGUUAUUGCAUUAUGCCGCAGAUUUAUGCAUAAUGCGUCGAAGAAAGAAAGGCUAAGUGGUGCACUUCAAGCGGGUGAAAUAGAUAAGGCUGAAAGUAGUAUUAUUAGGCUAGUACAGGCUAGUAGUUUUACGAGCGAGAUCCAAGACUUAUGCAAAUCUAGCCAAGUAAGCCCUAAAAGUGUAUUGCUGCGACUACGUCCAUUUUUAGAUAAAAAUAAUUUGAUCCGGGUGAGUGGUCGCUUGGGAAAUGCAUCUACUCUAAAUGAGUCGCAACAACAUCCAAUUAUUUUGCCAGCGAAAGGGGUCUUCACCAAAUUAAUAUUUAUAUACUGGCAUGAUAACUUAAUGCAUGGUGGCCAGCAAGCUGUCUUAUCAGCUGUUCGUCAAAAAUAUUGGCCACUUAACGGACGAAAUAUUGCGCGUCACGUGGUACAUCGGUGCGUAAAGUGUUUUAAAUAUAGACCUGCUGUUGUUAAACCUAUUAUGGGUGACCUACCAGAGGCUCGUGUACGGCCGGCACAGGCAUUUAAAAAGACAGGCGUAGAUUUUGCGGGUCCAUUUAUUAUAAAGUCUAGCUUACGUCGAAAUGCCCUUUUGAAUAAAGCGUAUGCGUGUCUAUUUUUUGCUUUACUACUAAAGCAGGGCACAUAG